AUGGCCGAAGACAUGCAGAUCAAUCCCCAGCGCGCAAAACAAUUAGCAGAAAACGUUGCGAGCAUCUCGUCACGCAUCAGUGCAGCAAGUAAAGGCGGCCAACAGGUCCGCCUCAUAGCAGUAUCGAAGCUGAAGCCCGCAAAUGACAUCCUCUCUCUUCAUCAAUCUCCCAACCCUCUACAUACCCACUUCGGCGAGAAUUAUGUCCAAGAGCUCCUCGAGAAAUCCAAGCUCCUCCCACGCUCGAUACGAUGGCACAUGAUCGGAGGUCUGCAGUCGAAUAAAUGCAAGCAGCUAGCCGAGCAAAUACCAAAUCUGUGGUGUGUAAGCAGCGUAGAUAGCGAGAAGAAGGCGAACGAGCUAGAGAAAGGCCGCAAGGCGCUGCUGGAAAAACAAGAAGAUGCUGCAAAGCUGCGAAUCAUGGUCCAAGUCAACACGUCCGGGGAAGAGGCAAAAUCUGGCGUCGAGCCCUCAGACGCACUCUCGUUGUGCCAGCACGUCGUCGACAAAUGUCCGCAUCUGCAGCUCACGGGCCUUAUGACCAUUGGUGCAAUUGCGAGGAGUAAAGAGACGACGCCAGAGAAUGAGAACGAGGAUUUUGUGUGCUUGAGGGAGACGAGGGAUAAAGUGGCCAAGGAGUUGGGUUGGGAAGAGGGUAGGCUAGAGCUAAGUAUGGGGAUGAGUUCGGAUUUUGAGGGAGCUAUUGGCCAGGGGAGUAGUGAGGUUAGAGUGGGGAGUGAUAUCUUCGGGGAGAGGCCGCUGAAGAAGGAUGCUGUUGUCAAGGACGCGGCGGCGGAAGAGAAGAGCUAA
Molecule: messenger RNA, 810 nt
Organism: Cucurbitaria berberidis CBS 394.84
Lineage: Eukaryota; Fungi; Ascomycota; Dothideomycetes; Pleosporales; Cucurbitariaceae
Exons: 2
Coding region: 1-810 (269 amino acids)
Cellular component (GO): intracellular anatomical structure
Molecular function (GO): pyridoxal phosphate binding
Source: RefSeq, a predicted model, not a curated record